UAACAUUAGCCAUCCAGAAGUCAUUCGUUUUGCGCGUCAGAAUUAGGAUUAAAAUAGUGGCGUUUCACUACAGUAAAUGAGAAAGUUGAACUUGCUGUUGGGUUAAAGAUUAUGUUACCUUAUACCCUUUGAAUUUGAGUUUGUUACGAAGCUCGUCACAAUAAAAGUAAUUUUUCUAUCAUCCAAAAAGUGGCGUUCAAGCUCAGGUUUGAAAAUAUUGUUCUUUUUUUGGAGCUGCCAUUUAAUCAUGUCUGAAAAACACCAUUGUUCGUGUUGCUCCCAUCCAGUCUCCACUCCAAGUGUUCAGCAGAGUCUGAAUGAAAUGGAUUUUGAACGAGGAAUCUGGUCAGCUGCAAUGGACGGGGACUUGGACAGAGUGAAGUCUCUGAUCCAGAAGGGGACAGACCCAAACCUGAGAGAUUCUGCUGGAUACACAGCUCUGCACUAUGGAAGUCGCAAUGGUCAUCUUGCCGUAUGCACAUUUCUGCUUGAUAAAGGAGCGUGUUCAUCCCCUCAGACUCCGGGCGGGGCCACGCCGCUCCAUCGGGCAGCUUUCUGCGGCCGUGCAGAUGUUGUUCGACUCCUUCUGCAGCACCGAGCUGAUCCGAUGCUAUGUGACGAUGAUGGUGCGUCUGCUUUACAUAAGGCUGCAGAACAGGGUCAUGAGGAGGUGUGCCUGCUGCUUCUGGAGCACUGUCCUGCUCUCUGCAGUCACAGGAACAAGAGGCUCCAGCUGCCCUACCAGCUGGCACAGCAGGCAGGCCUGCAGGAGCUCUUAAAACCACCUUCCUGAUGAGGGGCGUUCGUAAUCAGGGGCACGCUGACAUUCUGAUUCCACAAAGGAGCCACCGAUUGAAACGUGACAGCACUUUUAUUGCUUUGAGUCACAGACAGGAUGCUGUAUCUGAUCUGUAGUGGACUGUCUUUUAACAGACUGCUCCUCUUGUGCCCGAGCUGCGGGGUCAGGGUUUAAAAAGUCUAUUUGAGUCUUCAGGUUGUUUUACUUUAGAUAAAUGUAUAGAUUUCCAAAUGAUCUGACAUACGGGGCAGAAAGGCUUAUCUAAGAAUAAUGUGCAUGGAUCAAUCGUUAUAUAGAACUUCAAAGUCAUAAAAAGUUACAAGAAACUCUUUCUUGUAAGUGUUGCAGGAAGGAAACAAUGUUUACAUCAGUAACUGCUGAUUUUCUCACAGUGGUUUUCAGGGGUUUGCUCGAUCCUUACUACGGUUGGUAGGUGCUGGGGGGGCGUUCAGCCACCGGAUCCGUUCCGGCUGCUGGUGCUAAACAAACAUGUUGUCAGACCCAGGUGGAGAUCGUCAAACUGCUGGAAGGCCGUGAUGUGUUCCUGGUACCAGAACCUCCCCCAUGCAGCACCAGCAGUAAUCCGGUGAUGCUCACUGAACCCUGAUGUGCAUUAAAAAGGUUCUAUUUGCAAACCAUCAGGAGUCUUUUUAUGAGCUUGUGUUGGAGCACCGACAGGAAAUGCGGCAGACUUUCCAAAGUGCUUUCCCUCUGUUGACAUGCUGGACGACGGAGAUGUUUAUGAUAACCAAAUGUUCACAUCAUCAGACGUCUGAUUCUAAGUACCUGCCCAACACUAUUUAAAAAAUACUGGCGACUCAUAUUUCUCACCUCGUGUGGACAUUUCCCAGUCUAUAGUGGAUUACAUUAAUGGGCAUUUGUGGCAAGGGAAGCAGUUGUAUACAUCACAAAAUGGGAAAUUGAGUGAAUUUGGAAAUGUUCUUAUUUUGAUCAAUAUUCAUAGAAGUGCCUGGGCGUGUUCCUUUGUGGUUAAAACUAUUACAUUUUCUGCUGAGGUACUCAAGCUAGAGGCCAGCAUCUUUAACAGAAAUGAAGUUAUGAUAAUGCACAUAGCAGUACAAAGCAGCUCCUCAAUGUCCCAGGAAACGAUUGACUAUUUGGCUUUUCUUUAGAAAAAAUCGAUUUGAUUUUUUCCAUUAUAAAAUAUGAUUUAUUAAUUUAAAAAACACGUGAUAGGUUAUAUGUUAACCGUGGUAUAUCACUGAUAAUAUUUGAAAGCUACAUUUAUUCAUGUGAUCGUCUUAUUGGGGGGCUUUCUGUGUUGGGUUUGCGUGUUUUCUUGUAUAAAUGGGCUCUCUCCUCCAGCUGUGAAUUUAAUUUAGGAAUUAAUUCAUUAAGGGUGGUACAAUGUAUAAAAAAUAAAUGAGGGACGUUUCAUUUCU
Molecule: messenger RNA, 2202 nt
Organism: Menidia menidia (Atlantic silverside)
Lineage: Eukaryota; Metazoa; Chordata; Actinopteri; Atheriniformes; Atherinopsidae
Source: the annotation of a GenBank genome assembly